Molecule: messenger RNA, 705 nt
Organism: Neltuma alba
Lineage: Eukaryota; Viridiplantae; Streptophyta; Magnoliopsida; Fabales; Fabaceae
Exons: 2
Coding region: 1-705 (234 amino acids)
Source: RefSeq, a predicted model, not a curated record
AUGUCAAAACAAAGAGUAAGGUUUAAAGUUGGGUUGAGAUUUGCAGAGAAGACAGGGCAGGAAAAGAUGAAAGCACCAUUAAUAUACUUGUUCUAUUACCACGUCUGCAUCAUUGCAACUUGUUGCACUAAGCUUGUGGAAGCCAUAGAAUCUCCAAAUUACACAGUGGCGGCCUCUGAAUCAGACUUGGAGAUCAGACUUUACAGUGAAUCCUCAUGGCUCUCAGCUCGUGUACAAGGAACAUCUUUCAGCCAGUCCACAAAAAUUGGCUUUCAUAGGUUGUAUCAAUAUAUGCAUGGAGGUAAUCUGGAUUCUUCUAGACUGGAUUUUACUGCUCCUAUGCUAACAAGCAUUACCUCUUCAACAUCAUCACAUGGGAAUGACUAUGUUGUAAUGUCGUAUAUGUCUGCAAAGUAUCAUGGGAAACCUCCAGAGCCAAAUCCUGAACUGAAUUUGAAGGUGGAAAAGUGGGGAGCUCAUUGCAUAGCAGUAAGAAAGUUCAGUGGGUUUGCCAGAGACGAUAAUAUUAACACAGAAGUUGAAGCUCUUAUAAAUAGCUUGAGUGGGAGAGCAGCCACUAUAGAAGACAAAGGGACCUAUGCCGUUGCCCAGUACAAUGAUUCUCGUCAUAUUUCUGGGCGAUUAAAUGAAGUGUGGAUCAAUGUGUCAGGACCCUUUGUCCUGGGCUGUCCCCAUUCCCAGUAG